Molecule: messenger RNA, 1038 nt
Organism: Notothenia coriiceps (black rockcod)
Lineage: Eukaryota; Metazoa; Chordata; Actinopteri; Perciformes; Nototheniidae
Product: tektin-2-like
Exons: 5
Coding region: 1-582 (193 amino acids)
Biological process (GO): cilium assembly; cilium movement involved in cell motility
Cellular component (GO): microtubule cytoskeleton; nucleus
Source: RefSeq, a predicted model, not a curated record
AUGGCGGCUCACCAGGGACUCUCAGACUCUGGGGGCAGGAAAACACGACUGCAGAAUGAGUUGGACUCUCAGCGCCGAGCCACAGAGUUUGCUCUCCGUAAGCGUAACCACCAUGAAGAGCAGGCCCGCAAUGAGCUGGAGUGGCAAAUCAAAAAUACUGAAGAUGAAAUUGCAGAAAUGGAGAGCGACAUCCAUGGUCUGGAUGCAGAUCUACAGGCGAAGACUGCCUCCCUGAAACUGGCUCACACCCGUCUGGAGAACAGGACCAACAGACCUGGCAUGGACCUCUGCAGAGACGAGGUGCAGUACGGCCUUGUUAAUGAACUCCAUCAGCUGGAGGCCACAAUAAUAGCUUUGAAGCAGAAGCUCUCAGAAGCCCAGCACUCUCUGCAGAAGAUGAAGCUCCAUCACUCCCGCAUGCUGCAGGAUCUCUCCAGGAAACAGGAAGCCCUGUCACUGGAACAACGAAGCAUGACGACCCGCACCCGCCUCACAUCCCCCUCCUGCUCUGAUAAGACCCCCGUGCUGCUGGUUCCUCUCACCAACUCCAGCGGUAGGAGCAACCUGCAGCUGUUGGCUUAGUCACAUGACAUAAUAUCCUAUUUGAAAGCACAGGGACAUAACACAUUACAUUUUCCAUGCAUCAUGUUUUUAACCCUGCAGAUAGUAUUCUGUGAGAAAUAGGGACAAUUGAAAUGAUCUUACAAUCCAAGCACUAGUUCAUUAUCCUUCAUUUAUCAUUAGCUGCUGAAGAACAAUACACUUUUCCUAAUCCCAUGUAUUUAUUUGAACAAAAACAGUUAAUAUACAAAAUAUUUAUUUUCCUGAUUUUGUGUAACUUGCUUUGAGUUUAAUUAUGUACUUUCUCUGUGUGUAAUUCAGUUUUCCAGAAAAAACUGUGGAUGACACGCUUUUUUCCUCUUAAUUAAAUAUAGUAUUGAUGAAUAAAUGGAGUCUGACAGUGCUGUAUCUGUGCGUUCGAUUUCCUUGUCUGUGAUUGUUUACUAAAAUCCACAAGCAUUCAUGUUGGUGUUACUG